Messenger RNA from Nothobranchius furzeri (turquoise killifish), 4853 nucleotides. RefSeq names its product endosome-lysosome associated apoptosis and autophagy regulator family member 2a (gene elapor2a). The record is from RefSeq and is a predicted model, not a curated record. NCBI's taxonomy places the organism in Eukaryota, Metazoa, Chordata, Actinopteri, Cyprinodontiformes, Nothobranchiidae. Gene Ontology annotation, biological process: positive regulation of BMP signaling pathway. Gene Ontology annotation, cellular component: membrane.
CUUUAUUAUACUGAGCGCCAGACCCCGGAGCGUUUACAAUCUGAUGAUAAUCGCAGGUGGAGAGGCCGGUUAACCAUCCGCCAUCGACAGAAGAAGGUUUCGAGUUUUGGCCACUCAAGAACGUUCAUUUAACCCAAAUUCAUCCCUUAGAUUAUUUUAUUAGAUAGAAUUCAGGGUUUUUAUAUGUUCUCGGCUUCGCUAGAUGAUCCACAAUGCUGUCCUCGGCUUGUUUCUUCUCCCGAUGCGCUCUCAUCAUCCUCUCCACGCUCCAGAUGAUUGACCGAGUCAAAGGACAGCAGCAGCAGCAGUGCUCCGAGACAGACUACUACUAUGAGUACACGGAGUGCGACAGCACAGGAUCACGAUGGAGAGUGGCCAUCCCACAAACACCCGGGACUUGUAGUGGUCUACCAGAGCCAGUGCACGGCACAGAAUGCACCUUCUCAUGCAAAGCCGGGGAGUUCCUGGAGAUGUCUGCCCAGCAGUGCACCCAGUGCGCAGCUGGGAGCUACUCCCUUGGCAGCGGAAUCCGCUUCGACCAAUGGGAUAGCAUGCCUGUUGGGUUCAGUAGCAUGGCGACCUCUAUGGAGAACGAUCCCCACAGAGAUGUCACCUGCAACAGUUCUGCCUGGUUGCCCCAAGGGAACUAUCUGGAGUCCAACAGGGAUGAGUGCACGGUCUCGCUCAUUUAUGCUGUCCAUUUGAAGAAACAGGGCUAUGUCAGCUUUGAUUAUCAGUAUCCUGACAACAAUCUGGAGUUUGAGUUCUUUAUCCAGAAUGACCAGUGUCAGGAGAUGGAUCAGUCUGCUGAAAACAAGUGGCUCAAGCUCACUCAUCACGGAGAGUGGGCAACCCACACGGUGAACUUGAAGUCUGGCACCAACAUUUUGUACUGGAGGACUGGAAGUGUCCUGGGAACUAAAAUGGUGAAACCAGUUCUGCUAAAAAACAUUCAAAUUGAAGGUGUUGCCUACACGUCAGAGUGUUUUCCUUGUAAACCCGGGACGUUUAGUCGAGUCCCCGGCUCGUCCACGUGUGAACCGUGUCCUCGGGACACCUUCUCUGAUCAUGGAGCCAGUUCAUGCACUCCCUGCAACAUCGCCACUCAGUAUGCAGAAGAGGGAUCGGCUGCGUGUAAGGAGCGGCCUCCAUGUUCCAAAAAAGACUAUUUCCAAAUCCACACACCAUGUGACCCUGACGGAAAGACGCAGAUCAUGCAUAAGUGGAUUGAGCCCAAGAUCUGUCUCGAGGGUGUCCCUGGAGCUGAAACGUUACCUCAGAGCGGUGAACGUGAGCCGUGCCCCCAGUGUAACCCUGGCUUUUAUAACGACACGCCUACAUGCUCCCCCUGCCCACCUGAGACCUACUCUGAUGGGAUAAAACCUUGUGAGCGGUGUCCAGCAGGAACUGAGCCUAUCCUGGGUUAUGAGUAUAAAUGGUGGAAUGUUCUUCCUUCAAACAUGAAGACCUCCUGUUUCAAUGUGGGCAACUCCAAAUGUGACAGAAUGAAGGGCUGGGAGGUAGCUCGUGAUCACAUUCACAGCGGAGCAGGAAGUUCUGACAAUGAUUACCUCAUCCUCAACAUCCAUGUUCCUGGCUUCAAACUCCCCACGUCAGUGUCAAGCCAGUCGCUGACAGAAUUUGGUCGCAUCACUUUUGAGUUUGAAACCAUGUGCACAGCUGACUGUGAGUUCUACUUCAUGAUGGAUAUCAAUAGAACGAGUACCACCGUGGUGCAGUCAUGGGAGAAAACAAACAAACGGCAGACCUACACACACGUCAUGACGAAAAAUGCGUCUGUUUCCUACACGUGGACUUUCCAAAGGACCAAUCAGCCUUCAGCUGUACGUCGGUACGUCAACGAUGUGGCAAAGAUCUACUCCAUCACAGUGACCAACGCGCUUGACGGCGUGUCCUCCGGCUGUCAGGCUUGUGCCCUCAGCACCCUGCCCUCCAGCUCAGCUUGUGUACCGUGCCCGCCUGGCCAUUACAUAGACACGCACUCCAGCAAGUGUGUUGAGUGUCCACCCAACACUUACCUUGCUCCUCACUCCGCAGCGGGACCUGAUGCCUGUCAACCUUGUGGUCCGUCCAGCAAGAGCGACAAGGACCACAGGCAGUGUUACAGUGACUGUCAGUUCACCCACACAGAUGGAAACGUCACUCUAACUUUCAACUUCAGCCUCCUCGAAUCAGCGGUGUCCCUCAUGAACAGUCCAAAGUUCACGUCCAAAGGAACCAAGUAUUUCCACGUGUUCAAUAUCAGUCUGUGUGGUGAACAGGGUCGGUUGGCAAUGUGCACAGACAACGUUACAGACCUGUCGGUCUCUAACUCCGGGAGAGAGAACGACGAAGGGCCCAGUGCCGUCAAGAGUUUCAUCUGUCAGUCAACGAUAAUCCCAGCAAGUGGACGAGGAUUCCACACCGCCCUGUCAUCUCAGUCCAUUAACCUGGCUGACACGUUUCUGGGUGCAACUGUAGAUGAUAGCCUCGCAGGAAUAAAGGCAAGCCCUGAACUGUUUCCUCAAACUUCUAAGAAGGUUCCUGAUAUCAACUUCUUCUACAGAUCUUUGGAGGCAACUUCCUCUUGUGAGUCAGGCCGGAGCGCGGUGGUGACACUCCGCUGUAAUCCGGAUAAGAGUGCAAAUGGGCAGCUCUUGGUUCCCAGUCUGUGCUCUGAAGGAACAUGUGAUGGCUGCACCUUUCAUUUCUUAUGGGAGAGCUCAGGAGCUUGUCCUAUAUGCACAGAGAGAGAUUACCAUCUGAUAGAAGGAGUCUGCAAAGGAGGGCACCAGGACAUGCUGUAUGUGUGGACCGAGCCCAAGCAGUGUAUAGGGGGUGUAGCCUUGCCAGAGAAGAAAACUCUGCCAUGUGAGGGAAUGGAGUACUGGAUUCGGUUCGGUGCAGGGAUAGGAACUUUCACUGCAGUGCUGCUCAUCUCCCUCACCUGCUACUUUUGGAAGAAGAAUAAACGGUUGGAGUACAAAUACUCUCGAUUGGUCAUGUCUGCUAAUAAGGAGUGUGAAAUGCCAGCAGCUGACAGCUGUGCCGUCAUGGAGGGAGAGAACGAGGGAGAGAUGGACGAUGAUGUUGUGUACUCCAAGCCUUCACUGUUUAGGAAACUCAAAGCCAUAGCAUCCAAGGGGAAUGGAGAGAAGUAUGAAAACAUGCAGCUGAACUCCUCUCAAUCAAAAGAACUGGUGUGGAGCUAAAGCUGUGGGAAAGUGAACCUCAAGGAGGGGAGACAAUGGAGCCUAAAGACCCCCCCCCCCCCCCCAAAAAAAAAAGCCAACAGUCCCUAUUAUGAGCUUUGGUACCUGGAACACCAUCAAUACACUGAAAAAACAUGCAUCUUCAGCAGCUUUUUUCCUGAAGAAGUCACAUUUGUUGGUGGCCUUAAAGCUUGGUACAAUAGAGCCAUAGUACUGUGAAGCAGGUGUGUGUGCAUGUUUGUGCACGCAUGUGUGUGUGCACAUCUACAUUUAUGUGCACGUAUGUCUACAUACGUGCACAUGAAUGUGUGUGUGUGUGUGUGUGUGCGUGUGCAUGCAUAUGUAUUCAUGUGUGUGUGUGAAUGUGAGAGAGAGUGAGUGAGAGAGAGAGAGAGAGAGAAUCGCUUGUUAGAAAAGCUCAGGGUGAGACAAGGACCUAUUUGAGUUCUUGUUCUGUUUCUAUUUAUUUCACUCUGUAUAUUAUGGGAUGUUGCUUAGAAAGUAGUGGAGUCCUGACAUCAGGAUCUCCCUGGUCAGCGUGUUUCCAGAUCCUGUUGGUUCAGGCCUGUUAUAAUAAUAUAUUUCCUUUUUUGCUAUGAUGUUCUAAUGAGGUCUGCUGAUGAACUCAGAAUGAAGAGGACAUAUUUAGCUGUUGAGGUGAUGCUUCUAAUAAAUGACGUAUUUCUGUAUGAAUGGACCAAGUGUGAUUAAGCUGUCAAGUAAACCUUUUUAAAACUUGCCGCUGAGAAGACUUUCAGACAAAUCGUGUCUGUGUUUUUAAUCUCAUCCAUUCAGCUGGUGAAUAAUUUGUCCAGAAUGAACUGAUCAAUCUCUCAUUGAUUUAAACGUCUUUAGCUUUCCUGUAGCAAGACACGCUGGACAAGAUAAUCCAUCAUGAGAACAACCUGCAAGGGGAAUUUUAAUGAAAAAAAAAAUUGGUUUCUGAAAACAAGGGAACAAAAAACAAACCAAAACAACAUGAAAACAUUCAUAAUUUAAAUGGAAUAUUUAGUUUGAAUAUUUAUUGACUGGAUGCUGUAUAAUUGAAGCUCAGAUAAAAAGUUAAAUGUUUAUUUUUUUCUAUGAUUGGCCACUUGAGCUUGCAUUUUGAUAACAAUAUGAGUUUUUCUUUUAUUUUUUAAUCCUGCAAAUUCCAGUUUUGAGUUGUUUUAUACUGAAACAUUUACUCCAGAACAUGACUUUGCUCAUAAAACUGUUUAAAGUCAAGUAAAUAAGACACAGUAAAAUGUGAGUUUCCUCUUUUAUAAAUGUUUAUUAUUAUUUAACGAUCUCUUACACCUCACACUUCUCAAGGCCCAAUUAUUCCCUGAGACCUGAGCUUUUCUUUAAGUGGAUUUUAAUUCUGCCUAUUUGGAAAUAGUAGCAUUCAUACACAUUUUUGAUCAAAUAAAUGAUCACUAAAAGUGAAACUAUUUUUAAUAAAAAUCUCCACAAAUAUCUAAAAGGUCGUUCACAGAUAUUUCUGAAGCAGGCUGAUGAAGUGGCAUUUUCUAUUACAAUAACUCGAGUCAUCCACCAGGGGGCAAUCAUAGCAAAGGUGCAAACUCAUCCUGUUGUCAUUUUCUGAUCUAUAAAAAUGUGAUGUAACAUAAAAUAUUUAAAAUAAACACUGACAAAUAU